ACAAGUGAACAGCACACCGAACACCGUACACCGGCAUUCGCAUUCGCUGACAGACGUGCGCCGAUGAAGCAGCAGCAACAAGUAACUGCUCCCUGGACAGCGAUAUAAACAGCAAAAGGCAUCCCCAACGGCAUUCAUAGCAUACAACAAAUACGUACUAUAUAUAUACACGCUUGAAACCAAAGAAUGGGAGGCUGUUGCUCAAAGGAUUUGGAUGACAAACGCUCCUGGAGUCCCGAGGAGACCAAGAAUGGCAGCACCACAUCGACCAUCAUUGCCCAGCCGCUGGAUGAGGUGGGCUCCACCGGUGUAUUCACAUUAACACGCACCACCACCAGCACCACGCGGCAGGAGAAGACGGUGACCACCACCAACGAGGAGCGGGAGCAGGAUUAGCUGCCAACGGAUUAUGAUGAAAGCCAAAAACCUUCUUUUUUUUUUUUUACACCUUUUUGUUGAAACGAAUUCAAUGCCAAUGUGUGCGUGAGUGUGUGCGUGAGUCUGCUGUGAGUGUGUGAAUACUAAUAAAAUAAAAUAAAAUAAAAAGAAAUGUACAUACGAACAAUGUGAAUAUGAAUAUGAAUAUGCAUCAAGUUAAGCUGUUAACGAGUAAUAAUUAAUUGUUAUGCGCCUGAAAUUCGAUUUCGUAAUAAAUUGUUGAAUCGCUAAAUACUGCACUUUGCUUUGAAUUAUCGGCAAAAAGAAAAAUCA
Molecule: messenger RNA, 711 nt
Organism: Drosophila santomea
Lineage: Eukaryota; Metazoa; Arthropoda; Insecta; Diptera; Drosophilidae
Exons: 2
Coding region: 187-396 (69 amino acids)
Source: RefSeq, a predicted model, not a curated record